This is a messenger RNA of Lolium rigidum, 524 nucleotides long. Its product is annotated as ADP-ribosylation factor-related protein 1-like. Lineage: Eukaryota; Viridiplantae; Streptophyta; Magnoliopsida; Poales; Poaceae. The transcript has 5 exons. The coding region runs from base 12 to 524 and encodes 170 amino acids. The record is from RefSeq and is a predicted model, not a curated record. Gene Ontology annotation, biological process: Golgi to plasma membrane protein transport; protein localization to organelle; intracellular protein transport. Gene Ontology annotation, cellular component: Golgi apparatus. Gene Ontology annotation, molecular function: GTPase activity; GTP binding.
GAAUACCAGAAAUGUUCUCCUUGUUCUACGGCCUGUGGAACCAUGUGUUUAGCAAGACAGAGUUUCGUGUACUCAUACUUGGAGUCCAUAAGGCUGGGAAGACGACCUUGCUAGAAAAGUUGAAGUCAAUCUAUUUGAAAGGAGAAGGGCUUCCACAUGAUCGUGUCGUUCCAACUGUGGGGCUUAAUAUUGGACGCAUUGAAGAUGCAAAUUUGAAACUUGUUUUUUGGUAUCUGGGAGAUCAGCCUGGCCUAAGAACAAUAUGGGAGAAAUAUUAUGAUGAGGCACAUGCUAUAGUAUAUGUUAUUGAUCCUGCCUCCGCAUCAACAUUUGAAGAUGCCAAAUCUGCUCUUGAGAAAGCGCUUCGACAUGAGGAUCUGCAAGAGGCCCCACUACUCAUAUUCGCAAACAAACAGGAUUUACCAGCAGCAGUCACAGAAGAAGAGUUGGACAGACAUCUUCACCUUAAAGAGUUUGAUGAGAGGCCAUACAUGUUUGUGGUUGGGUCUGCCUAUGAUGGGUAA